GUGUGUAGCUGACCCUCACGCGAGCACACACCACGUGAAACAUGGAGUCGUCAGUGCCCACGCGCAUGUCGCGACAGCUGACGGGGGGGAACGUGCAGGAAGAUGGAGCUCUGCUCGGCGCUGGCGCCCCCGCCGCCGGAGGUGCCAGGUCGGACUGCAGCAACAGCGACGACACCCGGCGGGAGGAAAAAGCGGUGAAUUUGUGCAUGAUUGGGACGGGCGAGUAUACCACGGGCUACGUGCACGGUGGCGCCUCGGACUCCGACAAGGGCGCCGGAGUCGUCGCCCUCACGAUGUCGGACCUGCGGCGGCGCGGUAAGGUCAACCGUCUGGGCCUGUGCGGUACGAACGGCGCCAAGUUCCCGGGCAUCCGCGCGCACAUGCAGCGCGCGAUCGGCGACCAGUACCGGGACUUGGACCUGACGAUGGAGAGCUGGCCCGCAGAGGACGGCCCACGCGAUCCGGCAGCCUACAAGGAAGCGCUGGACACGUUCGACCCAGGGGACGCGUGCACGGUCUUCACGCCCGACGACACCCACUUCGACAUCGCCAUGGAGGCCGUCCAGCGGGGCAUGCACGCGAUCGUCACCAAGCCGGUCGUCAAGACCCUCAAGGAGCACCGCGCCCUCCACGAGGCCGCCAAGGAGGCCGGCGUCCUCGUGAUGGUGGAGGUGCACAAGCGGUUCGACCCCAUCUACGUAGACGCCCGCGACAGGAUACGGGACCUGGGGGGGAUGUCGUACAUGUACUCGUACAUGUCUCAGCCGAAGCACCAACUCGACACGUUUCGCGCAUGGGCCGGCAAGAGCAGCGACAUCAGCUACUACCUCAACUCGCACCACGUCGACUUCCAAGAGUGGGCCAAUAUGAACCAUGGCGAGCAACGUCGAUCGACGUCUUCCGACAUCGCCACGGAAGAUACCAUCACACUGCUGGUGGAGUGGGAGAAUUUAGAGGAUGGAAGCAAGGGCACCGCGGUUUACACCUCGUCGUGGGUGGCCCCCAAGGCCGACGUGCACAGCCAGCAGCGGUUCUUCUACAUGGGGCAGAAGGGGGAGAUCAACGUGGACCAGGCGCACCGCGGCUACACCGUCGCCAAGGACGGGGACGGCUUCCGGAGCGUCAACCCCCUCUUCAUGAAGUACACGCCUACCGACGGGUACUUCUCCGGCCAGACCGGUUACGGCUACCGAAGCUUCGAGGCCUUUGUCGACGCGGUUCGGCAGAUCGAGGCUGGCAUGGCCACACCAGAGACCUUCGACUCGAAGCUGGCCACGAUAGGCACCACGUACCUCACCACCGCCAUCCUUGAGGCCGGCCGCCUCAGCCUCGACGGCAACGGCCGACCGUUUGAGAUUACCUACGGCGGGGAGGACAAGCACAUCCCCACCGACAUCGUGCCUGUGGAGUUCUGACGUGGUGGUUUUCGGGUGCUUCCCUCCGAGAUGGCUCCGUAAUGCGUCGUGGUUGCGCGGUCGGUGUGGCUCUGUUGCCCGCCGCCGCCGCCGCCGCCCCCCGUUGUGUGUGUGUCCUUGGUUUCUUUUUUUGGGCUUUGAGCUCUGUUCGUCGGCACGGGGUACGUGCUAUCGCAGCAAGUGUCCCAUGUACGCAAGGUUUUAAGAAAGUCGUGUCAAUUGCGGACAAUUGAGUAAACCGAACGAUAGAGGGUUGUACCUGAAGAUGACGCAAGAAAUGAUGUUUCGGGAACUGGCUCUGAAUGUUGUGGCGGCUGAUAAGUUUAAGCUUUGCUUGCGGAAACUUGAUGCCGGUUUCUGGCGCUUUCUUUCAACGUGCGGCUGCUCCCCCCCGCUGGACGAAAAAUUAGCGCACUCCGGGCGGGUCGGCCGACGCUGGGAAGCAAAAGGCGGCGAUGCAUGCGCUCGCUUGCGUCGAUGUCAGGUUGAGUAGCAAGAACCGACCGGUGUCUGAUCCUUGCCGCACCCAGGGAAACCCUUUACAUGCACUCCGUUCGCCCGGUCGUUCAGCAGGGAAGGAGGCCAUCGGUACAUGUUUAUGCCGUGCGCCACACACGCGAGUCUUGCUUGUUCGUGGUGGUGGGGGGGGUGUUGAUGUGGACGGGCAGAUGCUGUGUACAAGCAAGCAGCCGUGUUCUUUUUUUUUAGAGCCUUGGCAGCCAGUUGGUGACGACACAGCCGCGUGUGCCCCGAGGCGUAUCAAAACGACGAAAAAACCACAUCACACGUCACAUGAAAAAAUGUUACAGCUAACCUGUCGAAGGAGAAUGCCGGAGCAGUGACCACCGCGAACUACCCACCAGGACUAAAAAAAAAACACGGCACAAGC
This is a messenger RNA of Ectocarpus siliculosus, 2304 nucleotides long. The record is from the annotation of a GenBank genome assembly. Lineage: Eukaryota; Phaeophyceae; Ectocarpales; Ectocarpaceae.